ACAGCUGCGUGCGAUGGCCCAGGACGUGACUAGUGAGGUCGGUGGCGCCCCGCGGACGAUGCUCGACCUCCUAGGCGUGGCGACCCUAGUGUUGGUCGCCGGCAUGUCGUGGGUGUUGCCCGCAGCCGCAGGAGAAACAAACUUAAAAUCUCCCCAAAAUGUAGAGGUCUACAUCAUUGAUGACACCUUUAUCCUGAAGUGGAACCAGAGCGAUGAGUCUGUCGGGAAUGUGACUUUUUCAGCAGAUUAUAAAACGCCUGGGAUGGAUAAUUGGGAAAAAUUACCUGGGUGUCAAAAUAUUACUAGUACGAAAUGCGACUUUUCUCCACUCAAGAUAAAUGUUUUUGAAGAACUUAAUUUGCGUAUAAGAGCAGAAAAAGGAAACAAUGUGUCUUCAUGGUCUAUAGUUGACUCAUUUAUACCAAUUAAACAAGCUCACAUUGGUCCUCCAGAAGUACAUUUAGAUCCUGAAGAUAAGGCAAUAAUAGUAAACAUCUCUCCUCCUGGAACAAAAAACAGUACCAUGUGGGCCAUGGCUAGUACAAGCUUUAUAUACAGCGUAGUCAUCUGGAAAAAGUCUUCAAGUGUAGAAGACAGGACUGAAAUUGUUAUUCCCGGAAGUAAAAUUAAUAAACUCUCACCAGAGACAACUUACUGUUUAAAAGUUAAAGCAGGACUACGUUCACAGAGAAAAGUUGCUUUUUAUAGUCCAGCGUAUUGUGUAAAUACUACAGUUGAAAAUAAACUGCCUCCACCAGAAAACAUACAAAUCAGUGCCGAAAAUCAGGUCUAUGUUCUUAAGUGGAAUUACACGCAUGAAAACGUGACUUUUCAAGCUCAGUGGCUCCAUGCCUUUAUGACAAAGAUUCCUGAGAACUAUUCAGGAAAAUGGAAACAAAUACCGAAUUGUGAAAAUGUCACAACUACCCAGUGUGUCUUUCCCCAAAAUGUUUUCCCAAAAGGAAUUUACUUUAUCCGUGUCAAAGCAUCUGAUGGAAAUAACACAUCCUUUUGGUCUGAAGAGGAAAAAUUUGAUACUGACAGACAAAUUGUCAUACUUCCUCCAGUCAUCGACAUGAAGCCCAUUAACAACAACUCGCUGCGGGUCUGUUUCGGCACCCCAAAAGGCUCUCAGAACAAGUCCGUGAACCAGCAUUUCCCACUAAUUUAUGAAAUUUGGUUUUGGGAAAACAUUUCAAAUGCUGAGAGUAAAAUUGUAAAGGAAAGAGCUGAUUUUACUUUUCCCAACUUGAAACCGCUGACUGUAUAUUGUAUCAAAGCCAGAGCACUGAUCGAGACUGCAAAGUGGAAUAAAAGCAGUGUUUUCAGUGAUACUGUGUGCGAGAAAACAAAACCAGGAACCACUUCCAAAACCUGGCUUAUAACUGGAAUUUGCGUCGCGUUUUUGAUCCCAGUUGUUCUUUAUGUUGUGAAGGUCUUCUUGAAAUUUAUCAAUUAUGUGUUCUUUCCAUCAAGUAAGCCUCCUUCCACUAUAGACGAGUGUUUCUCCGAACAGCCGCUAAAGAAUCUAUUUUUUUCCACUUCUGAGGAAGAAACUGAAAGAUGUUUUAUAAUUGAAAAUAUAGACACUAUUUCUGUAGUAGAAGAAACUAAUCAAAUUGAUGAAAAUCACAAAAUAUAUAAUUCCCAAACCAGUCAAGAUUCAGGAAACUAUUCGAAUGAAGACGAAAACAGUGGAAGUAAAACAAGUGAAGACUUUCUACAGGAGGAAACUGAAUGAACAGAAACGAGCUCUGUUAGAGGGUUUCGUAGAAGUUAUACUCGGAGCCUGAGCUCCUUGCUUCUCUCAGUAACUAUCAAGAGGAUAUUUGCCUGUUGGAGAAGAAAAAAACAUCCAAUCAUAGGUCCUAAAAACACAGACAACCACUUACGACAAAUGAAAUUACAGGAAUUUGGAAAAAAGUCUUCCACAUUCUUUUCCCUGUGUAAUGUCUUAUAAGACCUGUCGUUGGACCUGUCUUAUUUAGAUGAGAUGAGUUAAAUCCGAAAGAUGCCCACUGUCGUUCUGAUGACAUGUGAAGUGCCACUGCUGUUUGUGGCGAAAAGUAGUAUUGUGUUCGAUCAGUUAAUGUCACGAUGCUGCUGGUUGCUGCAUGUGUCAUGGAUUCUCCAUUCCCAAUAUUGCUCAUUAUUUUUCAGAAGAUAUUUAGAACAUUUGGUCUUUUCUUUUGAUGCUAAAGCAGACCCUUAGGAAAUUCUUUAGAAAAGCUGAAUACCACUGCCACUGAAGAAAUUUUCUGGAAAAUAGCUUGCUCUAGAAAACAUCUGCAGAUGCCAGAAACAUAGUCCUUGGGAUUUGUCAGGGGAAUUCUGUCAAUUUGUCCCAAGAAUAUUGGCUCAUACGUCAUAGUAACCAGGUAAUCUUUUACUAUACAUUAAGACUUCCUGAUUCAUAACUUAUAGAAUCACUUCUGAUUAGAAUUUGCAAUCAUUGAAUUUAUAGAAAAAUGGAAAAUUGUCUAAUAAGAGAAGUUACUAGUUUUAAGAUGUGUGAGUAUGUAGAUGUUAGUGACACUGUAUGCAAGAAGCCUUGGUACCAGGAAAUGCUACCGGUAGAAAAGACACAGACAGAAGUAGAAUAAUUCACUAGGAAAGAAAUAGGUGACUUUAGUGAAAAAUAAGAAUAAGGUGUAUAAGCAGCUUUUAAUUAUUAACAUGGGAUUGUUUGUUUUUAUGGCUUACCUGUCAUUUUUAACAUGAAGCCAGCUUCUCUGCACUGUCCAGCAGUAUUCCACUCUACCUGCAUGUACUCAAGACAGUGCAAAUUAAUCAAGGUGAGGGGGAAAAUCUAAGUGGGAAGAACACCUAAUUUAAAAAAUUAUAUGAUGCUUUUCAAAGGCACCUAUAGCUUAUUUUUAUACUAUUUGAUAUUUGGGGUUAUUCGUGGAGAUCCUUCACAGGAAGGAAGCCUAGGAAAUCUAGGGCAAAAUUGUCAACUUCAGUGGUUGCCAUAGUGACCAGAGAAAGAAGAAGGAGCUGCUCAGAGCAUGGCGGGUCAUGUGUUUACCGAGGAGUCUCCGCUGAGGUCAGUUCCAUCCGGGUGGGAAAAAAGGUGAAGGCAGCUGCCUGGGGGAGGGCUGUGACACUCAGCGGGACCCUAGCAUGCUCGCAGCUCUGCAGGGCCCAGCGUGCGCUUUCCUGGACUUGUGGUCCAGCCUCCUCACAGGCAUCAUGGGGACCAGGGAGGGUCUCCCCUUCUGAGACACAGGUCUCUGCUGGAGACUCCCUGCAGUGUCCAGAACACACUCAACCAUUUGAACUUUUUGACCAGAAACGUUUAGUUUAAAGCAGACCUUCCGGGUUGGCCCUUCGUUUGGAAAGGCCUUGUCUGUGGAAAUGAGCUGCUUUAAAGAGGACGUUAAGAGCGUGGCAUGACACCUGCCACCACUGGCUUUCAUGCAGUGCCCGUCCCGUCUAGCACACAGACUCUCGAUUUACCACUGGGAAAAAGCUGCUUCAGACUGGGUAUCCUAGAAAGAAACGUUCCCUGUGUGAGAUGUGAAGGAGGGGAAACUCAGACGUUAAAAGAGACCAAUGAAAUCGUUAGGGUGCGAAGACAUGGGAGCACAGGUCUUCAAGUUGUAAGACCUCCCUGGCUUUCACGGAACGUGUAUUUGGCGGCAGCAGCAGCAGCAAACAGGAAAAUCCUCACUUUCGCCUUGUCUUCUUCCAGACAGGAAGUGCAGUUCAAGUCCGUUCUUCCUCAUGGUCCACAUGUAGCUUAAUCAGAUGCGCUUGCUUGUAAGGUGGUCUUUUUUUGAAGAGUACUUGGAAGUACCGUGUCCUUGAGAGCCUCCACAUCACACUAUUGAUAGUUCUUGGAGAGGCUGGGUGUAACCUAAGAAUUUAUGUAGAAGAUCUACAUCAUUACAGCCAGAACUAAUGUUACAUUAAUAUGUAGUGUAGAUUAAUAUGUGUGUCAUAGUGACAGGUCUGUGAACACAUCCGUGUGUGCUUACACCUACUACACAUGUAUGCACUUGUGAUACGGGCCAUGUUCCAUUCGUAUAGCCAUGAAGUACUUAGUAUAGACUCUAGUUAUAAAAUUAGAAAUGCUGCUCAGAACUGUGAACUGUAGAGUCUGGCCAGAAUUUUGUAACCUACAAAAAACUUUUAAAAUACAAUUUGGAAUUUGUAUCUUUUUUUCAGGCUGUGAGUUUUAAAGCAGCCUCAGAUAACACUUAAGAAUUUGAAGCAUGUACAGAACCUUUACUUUCUCCGCCUUCAUCCUCGUUCCCUUUGACUACCUGACAUGAUAGGUAUUCGUUUUACCUGGUGUCUGUCUGCCCCCAGGAGACUGGGAGCCCUAUGAGAGCAGGGACUUUCUUGUAUUCAUUACUGUGUCCCCAACAGCCGCAACAAUGCGGUGCCUUCCACAUAGAACAUGCACCGAGAAUAACAAAGGAAUGAAAGACAAAAAUUUGAACAAAGUAGGUGUUUCUGACAAUGUGUAUAUGUUUACUGAGUUGUGGGAGGACAUAGUGUUUUCAGUGUUUCUGUUAUAUCUUCUAUUUCAUUUGUAUUUUUGUCUUAAACCCUAUUGCUGUUAACAGUUUUAUAUAAUAAACAUCGGGGCCAAAAGCCUUUGAUUUUG
This is a messenger RNA of Pteropus alecto (black flying fox), 4615 nucleotides long. It is a transcript of the gene IFNAR1, whose product is annotated as interferon alpha and beta receptor subunit 1. Gene Ontology annotation, molecular function: protein binding; interferon receptor activity. The record is from RefSeq and is a predicted model, not a curated record. Lineage: Eukaryota; Metazoa; Chordata; Mammalia; Chiroptera; Pteropodidae. Gene Ontology annotation, biological process: cytokine-mediated signaling pathway. The transcript has 11 exons. Bases 14 to 1741 code for a protein of 575 amino acids.